AUGGGGAUCCGUACACAGUGGAGCUUGGUGCAAGGACUGGGAUCCCCUGGUGGUCCAGAAAACCCCAUUUGGACCCUUGCAAAGAAAUGGGGCUUGAGCAAUACCUACUCAAAUUACAGCUCAAUUCUCACCUACAACGAGACUGGUUAUACGGAUUUCUCCGACGUCUUGGAUGAGUAUGAAAACAAGUUCGACACCGCGUCGGAUCUUGCUGGUACCACCCUGGCAGAGAACUACCAAGACAUGACCGUCCGUUCUGGUCUUUCUUUAGCCGGCUGGAAGCCCAAGCGUGAUGACAUGACUGCUCAGGCUGUGGAGUGGUGGGAAUGGGAUUGGGAGGAUGCCUACUCGCCCGAGGAGAGCUCUCUCAUUUUCGGCGUCGCCGGUAGCAACCUCACCUUCAACCAGUUCAGCGACGCAAAUAACUAUGUCUGGGACCAACGUGGCUUCAGCCGCAUCAUCACUGGCGAAGCUUCAACUUUCUUGAAAAAGAAUGAUCCCCGAGUGCACCUCAACUCCAAAAUUACAAAGAUCAACUACUCCGACGACGGCGUCACAAUCUACAAAGAAGACGGCAGCUGUGUCUCAGCCGCCUACGCCAUCUGCACCUUCUCCUUGGGCGUCCUCCAAAGCGAGACCGUCUCCUUCACCCCCUCCCUCCCAUCCUGGAAGAAGACCUCAAUCGAGAAGUUCAGCAUGGGCACCUAUACCAAGAUCUUUCUCCAAUUCAACGAAACAUUCUGGCCAGAAGAUACCCAAUACUUCCUCUACGCUGACCCAACAACUCGCGGCUACUACCCCGUCUGGCAAUCCCUCUCCGCACCAGGCUUCAUCCCUGACUCGAAUAUUAUCUUCGUCACAGUCGUCCACGAACAAGCCUACCGCGCUGAGCGCCAAUCAGAUGAUCAAACCAAAGAUGAAGUCAUGCGUGUCCUUCGCGAAAUGUAUCCCAAUAUCACCGUCCCCGAGCCAACAGCUUUCAUGUAUCCGCGCUGGAGUACCACACCCUGGGCGUAUGGCAGUUACUCCAACUGGCCACCGUCCACGACGCUAGAAAUGCAUGAGAACUUCCGUGCUAAUGUGAACCGGCUGUGGUUUGCUGGUGAGGCUACUAGUGCGCAGUACUUUGGGUUCUUGCAUGGUGCUUGGUUUGAAGGGAGGAAUGCGGGAGAGCAGAUUGCGGCUUUGUUGCAGGAUAAGUGUGCGAAUGUCACGGAUACGAGUGACGCUUGUGGGAAUUUGAGGCAUUAUGAGACGCUUUAUGGGUCUUCGCCGCUGGCAGAUUAUAGUGUUUUUGAUGGGUGGUCGGUUAGCAGCUUUUACUCUAGUAGUUAA
Molecule: messenger RNA, 1335 nt
Organism: Penicillium odoratum
Lineage: Eukaryota; Fungi; Ascomycota; Eurotiomycetes; Eurotiales; Aspergillaceae
Exons: 4
Coding region: 1-1335 (444 amino acids)
Molecular function (GO): oxidoreductase activity
Source: RefSeq, a predicted model, not a curated record